AUGACGGGCAUCCGCCCACAUGGGCCUUCGGAGAUCGUCGACCCUGUCCAUCGAGUGUACGGGUCACUCCCAAUCGGAUCAGAGGAGAUUCGAAUCCUCAAACUGCAUCCUGCCCAUUGUCUGUCAUCCCCAGUCGAAGUCUCACUCAACAUUGCCAAGCUCGGUGAUCCAUCCGUCCAUUACGAUGCCUUGUCAUACAGAUGGGGUGAUCACACCGACAACGAGAUGAUCAUAGUCAACCGGCAGACCCUCAAAGUCACGCAAAGCCUUGCAACGGCUCUGCGGUAUCUUCGAAGCCAAGACCAUGGUGUUAUCCUUUGGGCUGACAGCAUCUGCAUCGACCAGAGCAACGCUGCUGAGAAGAACGUGCAGGUCGCGCUCAUGGGCGAUAUUUACAGGACAGCUGAGUGCGUGAGGAUCUGGCUCGGCGAAGGUGACCAGGAUACUACACAGGCUAUGCAGCUGGUCAAUGACUGCAACGGGUUCCGAGACACGAAUGCCGUCGUCAAGCGAGUCGUCGGCGACGAGCGCGGUGCCAUCGGUCUGGCGGGGCUUCUGCGGCGACCAUACUGGAACAGAAUGUGGAUGUUCCAGGAAAUACUCCUUCCCAAGAUUGGCCAUGUCCACUGCGGGACCUCUAGUGCACCCUUUGGCACAUUUGUGCAGAUGGAUCUCGCGUCAUCGCAGCCGCAGUUGUGGCCGGCGAGACGGACGAGUCCGGCAUGGAUCCACGACCUCCGCAAGGCCUUUUUCAACAUUGCGCAGUUCACGAUCGCUCCCAGAGAGCUGCAGAACUUGGAGCAUAUCCUGGCGGUGACUAGAGUUCUGCAGGCCUCGGAGCCGGCCGACAAGCUUUUUGCCCUCAUGGGUACAUGCGACAUGGCUUCUUACUUGACGGUGGACUACGACAAGACUUUCCAAGACAUUUACGUCGGAUUUACGAGGAACUACUCGAAGUCUACCGGCAAACUGUCACUUACCCUCACUGCUGGGUGGCGUAACCCCGUAUGUAAGGAGGACGAUGGGCAGCUUCCUUCGUGGACUCCCGACUUCCGUGGCUCCCGGCCUGAGAGCGACAUAUAUGCGGGGUUCGCAACCGCGGGAGUGUUCAACGCAUCCAAGGGAUGUUGCUUCGAGAAUGACGCUUUCAACCCAGAGCUUCCCGAAGGGGUCUUGGUAACCCAAGGCUACGUUCUGGACACGAUUCAGUCCGUGACGCCUCUUCUCGGCGGAGACGAUGGCCGGCGGCAAAUACUCGAGACUUUUGACAUCCGACGUCCCAAUGACAAUCUAUCCGGGAGGUCUCGGCUCCAAGCUCUUUGCGAAACUCUCAUCUUCGACGCCGAUGGUGUCAAGGACGACGAUUGCGAGGAAACGCUCGCUCGUAAGCGAGAUCGACAGCUUAAGCACUUGCUCGGUUUCAUCCCCAUCAACUGGGACUCUGUCUUGGGCCGUUCCGGAACAGGUCUUCGACAUGCUUUGAGGAGUUACAAGCAACUUCAACACUCCGACCCUGCCACCCUUGCAGGGUAUCGGAACAUGUUCGUCGGAGAGUACGACGCCAACGCUGGGAAGAUCUCGAGCGUGUUCGUCACGCGCGACAGCCGCUUCGGCCGUAGCAACUACACCAUCCGACCUGGGGAUGUGGUUGCGGUGCUCUAUGGAUCCGAUCUGCCCGUCAUUCUGCGCAAAUCUGGGUCAUGUUACAAGUUCCUCGGUGGUGCAUACGUCAGCGGGAUGAUGUACGGGGAAGUGAUCGAUGAGUAUGGUGCUGAUUUAUGUGCUGAGAGUGUUUUGUUAAUCUAG
Messenger RNA from Colletotrichum destructivum, 1806 nucleotides. Its product is annotated as Putative heterokaryon incompatibility. Bases 1 to 1806 code for a protein of 601 amino acids. The transcript has 3 exons. NCBI's taxonomy places the organism in Eukaryota, Fungi, Ascomycota, Sordariomycetes, Glomerellales, Glomerellaceae. The record is from RefSeq and is a predicted model, not a curated record.